GGAGCACUGCAAGAGAACAAUCUCUUCCAGGGCAUCCAGCGCUCACUGGUCGCGUGCUCGAAGCCAUUCGAACUUUAAACCCCGCCGAUUUCUUCUCGACUUCGAUUCCGUUCCUAUUAUUAUUGCUAGGACUCGCGAUUAAUAAUAAUUCGCAGUCUCGUUGCGCUGGAAAGUGGCUCUUUUCCCCGGAAUUUGGACUAGUCCAGCGCCCUUCAAAAGGCCUGCUAAAUCCCGUCCUGGUGGUCCCUCUUCCAAAGUUCGCCCCUCACCACGCGCCGUCAUCCGCCUCUCUCCUUGCUUCUACUCCCAUUCUCCUCCCUUUCAUACGGUCAAUCUGCCAGCUACGCCAGAAACCAUCUUCCUCCAGUUUUUUCUUUGACUAAAGAAGACUCCAAACGCCCUUCUUUCUUUACCCCGCAUUACGAAUCAUGGCGGACGUGAAUGAUGACACCCACCAGAGGCCCUCCAACAUCCCCCCACCACCGACGGAGGACUACACAUUCCCCGAAUACCGCCUGAAGCGGAAGUUGGACGAUCCAGAGAAGACUCCGCUGCUUCUGGUAGCUUGUGGAUCGUUUUCGCCCAUCACCUACCUCCACCUGCGCAUGUUCGAGAUGGCGGCCGAUUACGUCAAGUUCAGCACUGAUUUCGAACUCAUCGGCGGUUACCUCUCCCCCGUCUCCGACUCGUACCGCAAGGCGGGUCUGGCAAGUUCGGAAGACCGAGUCGCAAUGUGUCAACUUGCCGUCGACCAGACCUCGGACUGGUUGAUGGUCGACACUUGGGAACCCAUGCAGAAGGAAUACCAACCGACCGCCGUUGUCUUGGAUCAUUUCGACCACGAGAUCAACACUGUACGAGAGGGCAUUGAUGCUGGGAACGGUUCUCGAAAGCCUGUCCGGGUUGCUCUGCUGGCGGGUGCUGAUCUGAUUCAUACCAUGUCCACUCCAGGCGUCUGGAGUGAGAAGGAUUUAGACCACAUCCUGGGGAAGUAUGGGUCCUUCAUUGUCGAGAGACACGGAACAGACAUCGAUGAAGCGCUUGCGACCUUACAACCCUGGAAGGACAACAUUUAUGUGAUCCAGCAGCUCAUUCAAAAUGACGUUAGCAGUACCAAGAUCCGUCUCUUCCUGAGGCGCGAAAUGAGUGUCCGCUAUUUGAUCCCACCCCCUGUCAUCAAGUAUAUCGAACAGCACCAUCUUUACGAAGAAGAGAACGCCUUGAGCUCCAGGUCCAACGAUAAAGGAAAGAAGCCCGAGCAGACGACGAUAUCGAGCUGAUGUUGCCAUUCAAUCCAUAGUUCUCGUUCUUUCCUGCGUCGAUGAUCCAGCCCGCUACAUGUUGCGUUGUAGCCAUGGGUCACGAUGUUGCGGAGGUUUCGUUACCGACCUUACGGAUAAAGUGACUGUUCAUAUCCUUGCCGCAGAGGUCAGACGUGCUUCCACACUGGGGUGUAUAAUUCCCUGCAAGUCGCAGUAAUCCGGGCUGGUUGGACGAUUCCUUUACGUGUGAUGACUGUUACGAUGUGUCCAUUGUUUUGGUACUAGAGAAGGAGUUCGCUGAGCACUACUCGGCUCACUACCUUUCUCCCUCUUACACCCCUGGGUAAUGUCUGCAGACCGGGUCCAGUUCCAUCCCAUGGUGUAGCCAGUUGUCCAGUCUGCCGCAACCAGUCCCCAGACAUAAAAAGCGCAUAUUAUCCAUUACACCGGCCCUUUUCUAUGCCUUGAGUUACCGCGAGCAACAUGUUCAUAGACAUGUUUGUUUUGAUCUUGUUAUCAUAUACCCUAGUCCUGUACAUGUAUGGUUAUUCAUAUGAUCGUUUCACUGUGUCUCUUUAGUUGUUAGAGCAUAGUUAACUAGUUAGUUAACUAACUAGUAACUAAGUUAUCAUGGUGUCUAAGACCGACUCGACCACUAACUGGUGUAGGGUAGAUUGUGAAUGCGAUGGCUGAGCAUUUAACCUUAGGCCAUGUAACGAACAAUUGAAGGGGAUUCUGGUUGCUCUAUCUUCUGCUUAUUGCAAGACAGGAAGCCAACAUAGAAACACUGUAUAUGCAGCUUAAUUAAUCAAAGCCAAGAUGGUUAUUAGAUAGUG
Molecule: messenger RNA, 2098 nt
Organism: Monascus purpureus
Lineage: Eukaryota; Fungi; Ascomycota; Eurotiomycetes; Eurotiales; Aspergillaceae
Source: the annotation of a GenBank genome assembly